This is a messenger RNA of Triticum dicoccoides, 628 nucleotides long. RefSeq names its product zinc finger protein 2-like. The record is from RefSeq and is a predicted model, not a curated record. Gene Ontology annotation, biological process: negative regulation of abscisic acid-activated signaling pathway. The transcript has a single exon. The coding region runs from base 26 to 418 and encodes 130 amino acids. NCBI's taxonomy places the organism in Eukaryota, Viridiplantae, Streptophyta, Magnoliopsida, Poales, Poaceae.
AUCCACUCCCAGGCUGAUUUGUGACAUGGGCAUGGAGACGGGCGACGGGCUCGAUCUGAGCUUGUCUCUGCGCCAGUACUCGCCACCGAAGUUCCAGCGGGUGUUCUCCUGCUGCUAUUGCCCCCGCAAGUUCAGGACCUCGCAGGCGCUCGGCGGCCACCAGAACGGGCACAAGCUGCAGCGCGACCUGGCCAGGGAGGCCACGGCGGUGGGAGAGCUUGGUAAGGCCGCCGUCGAUGACCACAGCGCUCCGCCGCGCUACGGCGCCCAGCCAUUCGGAACAGGAGGGGGGAUCCACCCUCGUCGACAUCGCCAGCAGGGCACGGGUACUGGUUCGGGAGCAGCCUCGUCCGGGACAAGAGGAGGCAACCAAGAGGAGCUCACGGAAGAGGCGAUUGACCUGUCCUUGAAGCUAUGAUCGAUCUAUCCAUGCAGCAGCUAGUUCCUCUGUUCCAUUAGUUUCAUUUCUUGUCUUGUGUUUCUGCUAUCGCUACGCUUACUAGCUAGGUUAAAUACUUAUGCUGGCUGGCUCUUGAUUUGGGCUUGAUGCUGUACUUGCUCGAUCUUCAGAUAUCUCCAUGCAUGGAUUGUUACUUUGUUAGUUAAUAAGUCGCUACACUCAUCGGGA